Erythranthe guttata (spotted monkey flower) is the source of this 958-nucleotide messenger RNA. RefSeq names its product chitinase 2. Gene Ontology annotation, molecular function: hydrolase activity, hydrolyzing O-glycosyl compounds. The record is from RefSeq and is a predicted model, not a curated record. Gene Ontology annotation, biological process: carbohydrate metabolic process. NCBI's taxonomy places the organism in Eukaryota, Viridiplantae, Streptophyta, Magnoliopsida, Lamiales, Phrymaceae.
CACUGCACAAGAAAAUCAAAACGAAGCAAAAAUGGAAUAUUCCUCCAAACUAAUUAUUUUCAUCUUCCAAUUAACCCUAAUCAUCUUUGCCACAUCAUCAUCUACCGCCGCCGCAGCCAACAACAACUCCAACCUCUUCCGCGAAUACAUCGGAGCGGAAUUCAACGGCGUCAAAUUCUCCGACCUCCCGAUAAACCAAAAUGUCGAUUUCCACUUCAUCCUCUCAUUCGCCAUCGACUACACCACCACCACCUCCACUCCGACAAACGGCAACUUCAACGUAUUCUGGGACACAGACAACCUCACCCCAUCACAAGUCUCCGCCAUCAAAUCCCGAAACCCUAACGUCAAAGUUGCACUCAGCCUAGGCGGCGACACGGCGGCCGACGGUCACCCGGCCUACUUCAACCCUACCUCCGUCGAAUCCUGGCUCCCCAACGCCGUCGCCUCCCUAACAAAAAUCAUCCAAUCCUACAACCUCGACGGGAUCGACAUCGACUACGAGCACUUCAAAUCGACCCCCGAAGUUUUCGCGGAGUGCAUUGGGAGGCUGGUCUCGACGCUGAAGAACAACGGGGUGAUUUCUUUCGCCUCGAUAGCUCCGUUCGACGACGAACAAGUUCAGAGCCACUACACGGCGCUGUGGAGAAGCUACGGGCGCGUGAUCGACUACGUGAAUUUCCAGUUCUACGCUUACGAUGAAGGGAUUAGUGUCGAGAAAUUCUUGGGGUAUUUUGCGGAGCAGAGUUUGAAUUACGGUGGAGGGAAGGUGUUGGUUAGUUUUAUCAGCGAUGGGAGUGGGGGUUUGGGCCCCCGUGACGGAUUCUUCACGGCGUGUAGUAGGUUGAAGAGUGAGGGGAAUCUUCAUGGAAUCUUUGUUUGGUCGGCGGAUGAUUCUUUGGGGUUAGGGUUUAAGUACGAGAAGAUGUCUCAGUCUCUGCUUGCGAUAUCUCACUAG